AGAAAGACAAAAGGAAAGACUUCCAUAUGUACUAACAAAGAAAAUGCGUUUACACAGAUUUCUAAGUGUAUUAAACCAGGAAAAUUAGAUCAAGGAUCAACAUAUGGCCGAAUGUUAGAAAGAGAUACAAAGCCCAAUUUGGAAAAUGGUAAUUACUAUCAAGAACCUGCACCACCACUUUUGGUGUUUCUUGAUUUUAUUCACCGUGUUUUCAAUUUGCACCACUGCCAUUGAUCUGAUUACUCCGACCCAGCUUCUCGCCGGAGAUGAAAUAUUAGUUUCUAUAGGGGAAGAAUUUGAAUUGGGCUUCUUUAGUCCUGGAGAAUCAAAGAACUGGUACAUCGGAAUCUGGUACAAGAAUAUUGAAGAAAAAACUGUUGUUUGGGUCGCAAAUAGAGAUUCACCUGUAAGAAACUCUUCAGGGGUGUUGAAAAUUGGGGAAGAUGGAAAUCUUGUUCUUUCGGAUGAAAAUGGAAAAUCUGUAUGGUCAACAAAUCAUUCCAGGGCAGAAAAUACUGUAGCAGAAUUGCUGGAAACUGGAAAUUUCAUUCUCCGGCAGGAAAGCGAUCCCGACCCGAAAAAUUAUUUAUGGCAAAGCUUUGAUUAUCCUACAGACACAUUGCUGCCGGGGAUGAAAUUUGGAUGGGAUUUAAGAACAGGCCUUAACAGAUAUUUAACAUCUUGGAAAACCGUUGAUGAUCCAGGUACUGGUGACUUCAGUUUCAAGCUCAACACCAGUGGUUUCCCAGAAUGUUUUUUGACGAAGAAACAGUCUAUUAUUUACCGGAGUGGUCCCUGGAAUGGCCUGAGAUUUAGCGGCGUUCCAGAAAUGAAGGCUUCUCCGAUUUUUACAUUUGAUUUUGUGAUAGAUCAAAAUGAGGUGUACUAUGGAUUUGAAUUGCACAACAAGUCUGUUUAUUCAAGAUUAGUUGUUAAAAAUUCAGAUUCUAGUGCACUCCGACGAUUUACAUGGAUUCCGACAAGCAAAAUCUGGAAUUCGUUCUGGUAUGCUCCGAGAGAUCAAUGUGAUGACUAUAGAGAAUGUGGGGCGUAUGGCAUAUGUGAUACAAAUGAUUCGCCGGUAUGCAGGUGUAUGAAGGGGUUCGUGCCUAGGAAUCCACAGGCCUGGAAUUUGAGGGAUGGUUCCGAUGGAUGUAUUCGGACAAGUAUAUUGGAUUGUUCGAGUGAUGGGUUUUUGACGUUGAAAAAUAUGAAAUUGCCGCAAAGUUCGAGUGCAUUUGUUGACACGAGAAUGAGUCUAGAUCAGUGCCAAGAUUUGUGUCGGAAAAAUUGUUCGUGCCAGGCUUACUGCAGCGCUAAUAUUACCGAUGGUGGCUCGGGAUGUGUACUUUGGACGACGGAUCUUCUCGAUAUGAGGCAAUAUGCAGCGGCGGAGGGUGGCCAAGAUCUUCACGUUAGGGUAGCGGCUUCUGAUUUAGAAGGAGCAGGAGUAGGAGCAGGAGCAGGAGCAGGAGCAGGAUCAUCAGGAAAUGAUUCCAAUAAGACACAAAAAAUUAUCAUGGUUGCUGGCAUUACGGUUGGCAUUGGCGUCGUUCUGGCUGGAUUCUGCAUUUUCUUCAUCUGGAAGAGGAAGAAAUCCCGUACUGAGUUAGGGAAUAGGACGGAGUUUAGAGGUUCAAGGGAAAGAAGUCAAGAUUUUCUGAUGAAUGCACCGUCUAUUCUCAGCAAAAGAGACCAUUCAGGUGAAAGUACAGUGGACGAAGUGGAUUUACCGUUAUAUGAUUUCAGUACCAUAGUAAUGGCUACUGAUAAAUUUUCCGAUGCUAAUAAGCUUGGACAAGGUGGUUUUGGUUGUGUUUAUAAGGGUAUAUUGGUGGAAGGCCAGGAAAUAGCAGUGAAGAGGCUUUCGAAAAAUUCUGGCCAAGGAAUAGAGGAAUUUAAAAAUGAGAUGAAGUUGAUUGCAAGACUUCAGCACAGAAAUCUUGUUCGUUUGCUCGGUUGCUGCAUUGAUAUGGAGGAGAAGAUGCUGGUAUACGAGUACAUGGAAAACAAAAGCCUGGAUUCGAUUUUAUUCAAGAAAGAGAAAAGUUCAUUGCUCGACUGGAAAAGGAGGUUCAACAUCAUAUGUGGGAUUGCACGAGGGCUUCUCUAUCUUCAUCAAGAUUCAAGAUUUAGAAUUAUCCAUAGAGAUCUCAAAGCGAGCAACAUUCUUUUGGAUAAAGAGAUGAACCCUAAAAUAUCAGAUUUUGGCAUGGCAAGAAUUUUUGGAGGAGAUCAGACCGAAGCGAAUACAAAAAGAGUAGUCGGAACAUAUGGUUACAUGUCACCUGAAUAUGCAAUGGAUGGCCUAUUCUCUAUGAAAUCCGAUGUAUUCAGUUUCGGAGUUCUAGUGGUAGAAAUAGUAACUGGCAAGAAGAACAGAGGAUUUUAUCAUACAAAUAACCAACUUAAUCUUCUUGCGCAUGCAUGGAGGCUAUGGAGAGAAGGAAGAGGUAUGGAACUAAUGGAUUCAGCAGCUGGUGAAUCAUAUUCCCCAAGUGAGGUAUUGAGGUGCAUACAAGUCGGCCUCUUGUGCGUGCAGGAACAAGCCGAAGAUAGACCUAACAUGGACACUGUAGUCCUGAUGUUAAGCAGUGAUACUGCAUCAAUGUCCCAACCUAAGAACCCGGGAUUUUGCAUGGGAAGAAGACCUGCUGAUACAGAAUCAUCAUCAAGUAAACAGGAUGAAUCCUGCACUGUGAAUCAAGUUACUGUUACCAUUCUAGAUGGUCGAUAGCCGAAGAAAUCUUUGUUUAUAUCCUUUUUGCCUUUAUGAUUUAAAACCACAAACUUCGUAGGUAUUUUUCCUUGGUAUAGUUAUAGAAGUGGGAAUGUAUGGGAUUGCAAGUGUAUCAUUUACCUAGUUCUUUGCUUCUCUUUCUUUUUGAAUUGACUGUAAAUUGAAUUGUUUUGUUGAAACAUUUCUUCAGAAAAGAGAUGUGUUCAUAUUUUGUAAAACAAUUCAUUUUAUUUUUCUUUAUUUUAUUCGUCAGAAUA
This is a messenger RNA of Olea europaea var. sylvestris, 2997 nucleotides long. RefSeq names its product receptor-like serine/threonine-protein kinase SD1-8. Gene Ontology annotation, molecular function: ATP binding; protein serine/threonine kinase activity. Bases 146 to 2737 code for a protein of 863 amino acids. The transcript is spliced from 7 exons. The record is from RefSeq and is a predicted model, not a curated record. Lineage: Eukaryota; Viridiplantae; Streptophyta; Magnoliopsida; Lamiales; Oleaceae. Gene Ontology annotation, biological process: protein phosphorylation; recognition of pollen.